This is a messenger RNA of Neodiprion fabricii, 567 nucleotides long. RefSeq names its product histone H2A. The transcript has a single exon. Gene Ontology annotation, cellular component: nucleosome. The coding region runs from base 55 to 429 and encodes 124 amino acids. The record is from RefSeq and is a predicted model, not a curated record. Gene Ontology annotation, molecular function: DNA binding; structural constituent of chromatin; protein heterodimerization activity. NCBI's taxonomy places the organism in Eukaryota, Metazoa, Arthropoda, Insecta, Hymenoptera, Diprionidae.
CCGGCGUAAUCGCAUCGUAGAUUGAUCGUGACUGUCAGCGCAACCAAUAUCGUCAUGUCUGGUCGCGGCAAAGGAGGCAAAGUUAAGGGAAAGGCAAAGUCUCGUUCGAGUCGAGCUGGACUCCAGUUUCCAGUUGGUCGUAUUCAUCGACUUUUGCGUAAGGGCAAUUACGCCGAACGUGUCGGUGCUGGGGCACCCGUUUAUCUCGCUGCCGUUAUGGAGUACUUGGCCGCUGAAGUGUUGGAGUUGGCGGGAAACGCUGCUCGUGAUAACAAGAAGACCAGAAUUAUCCCUCGUCAUCUUCAGUUAGCCAUUCGCAAUGACGAAGAAUUGAACAAACUGCUCUCUGGAGUAACCAUUGCCCAAGGUGGAGUCCUACCUAAUAUUCAGGCCGUACUUUUGCCCAAGAAGACCGAAAAGAAAGCAUAAAUCAUCUGUUGCAUAAGGAAAACCAUAAUCGGCCCUUUUCAGGGCCACCAAAUUACUCUCGCACAGAGCCCGAAUGUCAUCAAUACCGACAAUAAUCGAUUACCCUUAUUUAUAAUUAACUAUAUACGCCAUUGGUCG